Molecule: messenger RNA, 1939 nt
Organism: Paramisgurnus dabryanus
Lineage: Eukaryota; Metazoa; Chordata; Actinopteri; Cypriniformes; Cobitidae
Gene: trip4
Product: thyroid hormone receptor interactor 4
Biological process (GO): rescue of stalled cytosolic ribosome
Cellular component (GO): nucleus; RQC-trigger complex
Molecular function (GO): zinc ion binding
Source: RefSeq, a predicted model, not a curated record
CAGUGAUGCGUAUGAGUCUGACGGGUGAUAGUUGAAGUGUGUGACUGUGUGUUUACAGUUUCAUUGAUUCAUAAACUUCAUCAUGACUGAAUCUUUACUUCGCUGGACUGUGGAUAAGUUAAAGAAUAGUUUUGGUUUGGAGGCAAGCGAUGACAUUGUGCAGUACAUUAUCAAUAUUGAGAAUGCAGAUGAGAUUGUGGAGUAUGUUGAAGAUCUCUUACAAGGAACAGAAGGAAAGAAGCAAGAAUUUAUAGAUGAACUGGUUCAGCGAUGGCAGAGAUGUCGGACACCAGCACCUGAUGCUCCUGGUCUCAUCUUUAAGAAGGAGGCGAUGAUGGGUGUCGUGUCCAAACCUUCUGAAGACACUCAAAAGAAAUCAAAGCGAAAGGGAAGAAACAAGCAGGAGAUCACAGGUGUCUCUCAACCAGAACCAGAGGUGGUGAAAACCCCCAUCGAUCUGAUGAAGGCGCAGGAGAACAGCGGCUCAUCUUCAGUGAAAAAGAAGAACAAGUUUGUGAAUCUGUACGCCAAGGAGGGUCGAGAUAAACUGGCCAUUCUGCUGCCUGGCCGUCAGUCGUGUGAAUGUCUGGCUCAGAAACACAAACUCAUCAACAACUGUCUGAGCUGUGGACGAAUCGUGUGCGAGCAAGAAGGGUCCGGUCCCUGCUUAUUUUGCGGUAGUCUGGUCUGUACUAAUGAAGAACAAGAAAUAUUGCAGCGAGACUCCAACAAAAGUCAAAAGCUUCGUAAAAAACUCCUGGGAGCUUCAGAAGGGUCUGAGCGGGACUAUCUGCCCCACCAAGAGGCCAAAAUGAAGGCAGGUCUGGAGAAAGCCAUACAGCAUAAAGAAAAACUUUUGGAGUUUGACAAGAACAGUGUGAAGAGAACACAAGUUUUGGAUGACGAGUCAGAUUACUUCGCGACGGACUCUAACCAAUGGCUGUCACCGUGCGAGAGAGAUGCGUUACGCAAACGUGAGGAGGAGCUACGGGAGCUUCGUCACGCCUCCCGCAAAGAUCGCAAAAUCACUCUAGACUUCGCUGGCAGACGAGUGCUGGACGAGGGCGAAAAUUUGAGUCCGUACCUCCAGAAGUUGGAUGAGACGGUCAAGUCCAUCACUGCUGGUACUUUUGGAAAGACACCCAAGAAUUCAGUUUCCUCUGAUCGACAGCAUCUCAGAGAGCUCGUGAACCCCAACAUUGUUCAAGCCGCUCCACAGUGGGUUGAUGUGGGUGGUAGCAGCUCUUCGAGGAAGACUUCAUCGAAAACUGUGAGCAGUGCCGAGAAAAGUGAGCGCAGUCGACUGAGACUGCAGGACAGGGAACUCCAGGAGAUCUCAGAUGGUGGCUGGUGUCUCAGCAUGCAUCAGCCAUGGGCUUCACUCCUCGUCAAAGGCAUCAAAAGGGUGGAAGGCAGAACGUGGUAUACAUCCCAUAGAGGGCGGUUGUGGAUUGCCGCUGCUGCUAACAAACCCACACCUCAAGAGAUAGCGCAGGUAGAGGACAUGCACCGCCGCAUGUACAAAAAAGAGCCUCAGUUUCCUUUGGAGUAUCCUACAGGGUGCUUGUUGGGCUGUGUGAACGUCACAGAUUGUCUCUCUCAGGAACAGUUCAGAGAGCAGUAUCCCCAGAUCUGCGAGGACUCGACUUCUCCAUUUGUCUUCAUUUGCUCCAGCCCCCAGGAGUUGGUGGUGAAAUUUCCCAUGAAAGGAAAACAUAAGAUUUGGAAACUGGAGAGCCAGAGCCACCAAAGUGCCAAGAAGUGUUUAAUGCAGCCAGCGUGACCCGAAACAAAGCCAUGCCGGUCAAGAGGAAAAGAGAAUCCCAGAGGAAGCCUCGCGGCGGAUGCAACACGCUACGUACAAGACAUACGAAUUAAAUGCACAAUCAUUCCUUAAUUGAAUGUUGCUUUUUCUGCAAUAAAAGGUUGUAAGACUGCA